Trichoderma aggressivum f. europaeum is the source of this 2400-nucleotide messenger RNA. RefSeq lists its product as uncharacterized. The record is from RefSeq and is a predicted model, not a curated record. Bases 1 to 2400 code for a protein of 799 amino acids. Gene Ontology annotation, biological process: proteolysis. The transcript has 7 exons. Gene Ontology annotation, molecular function: aspartic-type endopeptidase activity. NCBI's taxonomy places the organism in Eukaryota, Fungi, Ascomycota, Sordariomycetes, Hypocreales, Hypocreaceae.
AUGCAACUGACGGAACGAGAGAUACCGGCCGUCUUUUCUCUUCCUGUAGAUUAUCGCCCCGUCUCUCAGGCGAAACUGCAGAAGAGGCACCCAUCUCCUACCGUUCAAGCGGACACCAUCAUUUACGAAACUACCCCCUUUGUGGAAGUGAGUGUCGGAACACCACCGCAACCAAUAGGGCUGGCAGUAGAUCUCCAAGAUGGUUUCAUGGCUUUCCUCGUGCCGAACACCACGAAUUGUGUUUCGCUGUCAAAGGCAACCUCGGCACAAUAUAAUUGCGCUGCCGACGACUAUUGCGCUCUCAUGGGCUACUUUUGCCCCGCAGCAUCAUCAACCAUGAAGUCGAUACAGCCCUCGGAAUCAGACCCGGAAGGCCCCGUCAACGCGGAUGUCGUGACUGUUGGCAGCCAGAGAGUAGAUGGCGUCCACAUGUGGCUUAACGAUAUCUCUCCAGGUGACUACAGUAGAAUGGGCAUUGCGCCAGGCUCGCCCUUGCUAUACCUAAUGGUUGACCGGGGUUUCAUCAACUCUCCAUCAUUCAGCAUUUGGAACAAUGCAUCUCAAAAUAAUCAGGGCCAUCUGCUCUUCGGUGGAGUUAACAAGGCAAUGUACAAAGGGACGCUUCAAGCGUUUCCUCUUUCGGGGCCAAAUAACAACGUCAACGUGCCAAUCGCAGCAGUUGUUGUGGAGAGUGGCGACAACAGUACAGCUGGUCCAGCAACCACAAGACACAAUCUCGCCGACUCAACGACAGCAGUAUUAUCUACAAUUGACACCUUCACUUUCUUUCCUAACAAAACAGUACAGCAGAUUUAUGCCGAUCUUGACAUCACUCCGGUGCUCAUACCGAGCUUCAAUGCUUCUAUGGGUAUUGUCGAUUGUGCCAGAACACAUUCUGAGAAUCGCACCGUUUCCCUGGUGUUUGGUAGCGCCACGAUUUCAGUACCUUGGAGUGAACUAUUUCAGUCUUUUGAAGACAGUACCUGCGAGUUUACCAUCGUACCAUACAGGCCGGACUUGAUUUCCGGACCAGGCAGUGAAUUACAAAUCGGCGCUGCUUUCCUUCAACACAUGUAUUUGGCUGUGGAUUACGAUAACAUGUUCGCCGCCGUGGCGCCCCUUAAUCCCAACCCAGGCCCGGAUAAUAUUUUAGAAAUUGGGAACGGGACACGAAUUCCGGACGCAGAAGGGGACUUUCCAGCUACCAUUACUCCGUACGAGGCACCGACGCCAACACAAACUACAACCACAGGGCCCCUGCCAACAUCCACUACAGCUUCAAAAGCACAAGCCGUAACAUUUACACCUAGAGCUAUGGAUAUAAUAUUUGGGGUUGGCGGCGCAAUACUUGCAAGACUUCGAAGAUCCAUUAGCCAAACACAUAUUGACCCAAUACCCAAGCUCUUCCAACCAGUUCCUACCACCACCAGCAUAGAUCCUGCCCGAUGGAGGGCCCUACAGUCCGACGUGGACAAUAUUCUGAAUGACUAUGCGGGUUCGCCUGUCCCGGAUCAAGAUGACACCCCCAAGGUGUUACGAGCAUUUCUUAAAUACUUGUGCGAAGAGGCUAAAACGCUCUUGAUGCAAGAAAUCAAACAGUUCAACGGAAAACUAGCAUUGAGGCAGCUCCGCAAUUGCCUCGUCGACUCAAUAUUAAAGAGUAUGUUAAUAGCCGGUGGCAAACAGCCCAAAUCUCUUACGCCGUCCCCCAUCGUCAUCCCCGGCCCAACUGUGGAGGAAAGCCAACAUCAACUCGAGUUGAGGAGCAACCACACUGCCGUUAAACAAGCAUGUUUGAAAAGAGACGGUCGCCGCUGUGUUCUCACGGGCAUGGUCGAACGAGUUCAUCUCAUGAGUAUACCGACGCAAAAUCGUGGAGGCCGGUGGUUUUGCAAACCCGAAUGUGCACACAUCAUUCCCUUUGCUUUAAGCAAGUUUAACCCGAGCUCUUCACAAGAGGUUUCAUCUGGAGGGCGAUUUACCGAUACUUUCCCUUUGUGGCAAGGGAAAAUCGGACCCGAAAAUAUCAACGCCCCCGACAAUGCUAUAACUCUGAGGUCAGAGGCUCAUAUGGAAUUUGCCAGCCAUCAUAUUGCUGCUGAACCUGCAAAUAUGGAACACAAAUACCCUGUCCAUGAUCUCGACGCUGUUACUUCCGUAGCUCGAGAUUUAUCAAACACUAUCACUAUGAUGCAAUCAGACCCAGCAGUUGUGAUGCCAGCUCCCGAUCUUCCUAGGUUACACUACCAAGUAUCAAUGAUCCUGCAAGAGAGUGGUAUUCGAGAGAGAUAUGAGAGGACCAAGUGGGAGAAUGAGGACAACUUGAUCGAAAACAUUGAGCCUGAUGGCUCCACAGAUCUAGGGAAUAUCCUGUCUAGCAAAAUGCUAACAGAUAUCUAG